Molecule: messenger RNA, 318 nt
Organism: Staurois parvus
Lineage: Eukaryota; Metazoa; Chordata; Amphibia; Anura; Ranidae
Source: the annotation of a GenBank genome assembly
AUGUUGCACACUUCCCAGAAGCAUCGGAAUUUUGUAUCUGAGCCUAUGGGCGAUAAACCAGUCACAGCACUGGCUGGUAUUGGAGACGUUAUUGGCGGCAAAUUGGAAGAACAAGGAUUUGAUAAGGCUUAUGUGCUUCUGGGACAGUUUCCUGUGUUAAAGAAGGUUGCAGAUGACCUCUUUAAAGAAUGGUUGAAAGAUUUGUGUGCAGCUAAUUCCCAUCAAGCAGUGUUAUUAUUAUUAUACAGUAUUUAUAUAGCGCCAAAAAGUUUGCUCAGCGCUGUACAUUAUAGUGGGGGACAGUACAUAAGACAAUAG